Molecule: messenger RNA, 309 nt
Organism: Saccharomycodes ludwigii
Lineage: Eukaryota; Fungi; Ascomycota; Saccharomycetes; Saccharomycodales; Saccharomycodaceae
Exons: 1
Coding region: 1-309 (102 amino acids)
Source: RefSeq, a predicted model, not a curated record
AUGACUAUUGCUACAUCACACACACCCACAAGUGUGAGAAUAACUGACAUAGAAAAACAGAUAUUAGAAUUAAACAAUGAUAUUAUAAAACCUACCAAAUUAAAAAUACUAAAAGAAAUAUGUAAGCAUAUUAAUGCAACAGCUGGUAUCAAUAUUACUGCAGAUACACCCACUAAUAAUACAAUAUACCAAGACCUAAUCGAGUUACAAUUGGAAUAUACUUCUGAUUUGCUAAAGCGGGCAGCUAGUGGUGAAAACACUCUUCAAUUGUUGGAUGACAUCGACAAUUACCUGGAAAGCAAAGAAUAA